AGCUCAACUGCAGCGUCUGUGCCCCGACCCACUCCCUAAUCAGCCUCACCCUGCUGCCGACAUCAUACCGGACCAUCCUUCCGAGUGCCCUCUUCCUUCUUCUCCAACAACACUUUCACACUCCGUCAACAUUCACACCAUCACUCACACACGCCUACUUUAAUCUUCCUCGCUAUUCCUGUGCUGGCUUACACGUUCCGGUUCAACUAUACUCUUCGCCCACAAUGCCUGGCCACCUUCGCACUCGCUUAAAGCGCGUUCUUACUGCUGGCUCACACAAGAAUGCAAAACCAGAGGAGCCAGAAUCUGAUUUCUACAAGCCUGGCGAGAAGAUGCCUCCGCUAAAAUACCGUCGCGCCGUCGAUCCCGAACACAAGAAGAAACUCGAGGAAUUCAGCUUUUCGACAGCAUGGCGCCGGCACAGCAACGCCUCGCUGUAUUCACCCAUGGGUAGCAGGCUACCGAGCCGUAGGAGUAGUUUCAGGAGACGCAGCCGCAGUCGUAGUAUGCACCGAAGUCGGAGAGGAAGCUGCUCUUCAGACUACGAUGCUGAAGAGUGGGUAGACAGCGGCAUCGGAGCGAGCAUCGCUGGUGACGACAGGCCCGCAAAUAUCAAAGAGGCCUCCGACGACGAAGGCGACGUGCUCAAUGUCGGCCUCUCUCGCAAUCCAACCGAAGACCCUCGUGACGCUCGUCGACAAGCCGCUCGCCGCUCCAGUUCCGUUCAGCUAACAUCGAGACCCGCCACUGGCUCCGACCGCACUCGUAAUCCCUCACAACCCUUUUCAGCUGAAGAACUCGAGAUCGCGCUACAAAAAUCACACCUCGAGGCCACAAAAGAGGAGUCGGAUAAGAGUGCCAACGAGAGUCCUUUUGAGGACUUUGACGACCCAAGCCCCUUUCUCAGACCGCGUGGUGGAUCCAUUUACGUACCAUACAAUGGUCAGGGCACACCUCCAAAGCUGCCUUUCUGGGGCACUGCGUACCCCUCAUGUGACGACGCGCCCUCCGCUGGCCAUUUCUCGAGACGGCCAUCCGUUUUCCUUGCUUCUGAGGAUGGAUGUUGCACACCGCAGUACGAUCGCCGUGAAUCGUUCUUCGUGCCAAUGGAUGCUCCAGGCCUAACGCAAGCACGUCGAACUUCCGUCUUCGUACCCGCUGACGACGAGUGUGUAUGUCCUCCACCAGCUGCCGAAGCACCGAAACGCAAACCCCAGCCUUGUGCUCCAUGUGAUGCCAUUGCCGCAAUCCUCGCAAGGCCCGAUUGAUUUUCCUCUCUGCAUUAGCGUUCAUUUCACUGUCGAUAUUCGAUUCAUUCGGUCUGUACAUAUUGUCCAUUGCAUUUCUCUGGCGUUAUCUCCAUGUAAGAACCCUCUGAUUGGUUCCAUGUCUGCAAGCCAGGAUUUGG
Alternaria alternata is the source of this 1408-nucleotide messenger RNA. RefSeq lists its product as hypothetical. The transcript is spliced from 2 exons. The record is from RefSeq and is a predicted model, not a curated record. Bases 225 to 1268 code for a protein of 347 amino acids. Lineage: Eukaryota; Fungi; Ascomycota; Dothideomycetes; Pleosporales; Pleosporaceae.